AUGAAAGCUCAAAAGCACAAAGUUCUUUUGAUUCUCAACAAUUUCUCUGGUCAUAUAGUUGAUUAUACAUCUACAAACAUCAAGCUUCUUUUUUUGUUACCAAACACCACUUCCCACCUUCAGCCAUUGGAUGGUAGUAUUAUUCGGGCAUUCAAGGCUUAUUUCAAGUCAAAGACUAUUGAGAACUGCUGGAAUGCAACAAUCUUUCGCUUUAUUGAAGACGAAGAUAGUGAAGAUGUAAACCAGGCUAUGAUUCAGCAAAGUCUGGCUGAAGAGGUUCUUGUCGAGGGUUUACAAGAAACCCUGGACAAAAUUGCUGGAUCAGGUCUUCUGUCUCUGAAAGAUUGCCCAACAAAUGAGUCUGAUCCACUCUAUGAGAGACAAUGCACUCAUAGAGUAGUCAAUGAAAAUGAGAUUGCAGAUAUUGUGAUGGAAGAAUAUGACGCCAACGAAAAUGCAGCCAACAACAGCAAUAAAGAAACUGCUGAAUUUGAGUGUGUUUGCAUGCUUUUGGAUAUCUUGAAAGACAAAGAUAUUGACAGAGACUUCGUCAAACCCCCCAUCCCCAUCCUUUAUAAGCACACCCCUCACAUCAUCACCAAGUUCUUCUGUCAAGUCGACAACCAUUCCAUUCUUUUAAAACCUUUCUUCUUCUGCUCUCUUCUCCCACAUUCCUUGCUUGAUGGUCUCCUUCCUCCACCUUCCUCUCCCAUUGUGUCGCAUGUGGACCCCAGCCCCUUCCUCACCAGUAUGUUUCCCAUAAUACCUCGCAAGCCAUUCUCACCCAAAACGUUCCGCACCCUUUGCACCCCGUCCCCAGACAACCCUGUCCCUCCUCUCCACACCCACCAAUGGUGCACGUUCUGGUCUGCUCCCAUCCACCAUUCUGUCCGUUCUUUAUGGUUCUGCGCUCUUCACAACAAGCUGUCAUGUUGCUCCGUUCUACACCAAACUGUCCCUACCAUCUUUCCUGACGGGUCCUGCCUCAUAUUCGGUGACAUCAAGGAAUCUACAUCUCACUUUCUGUUCACUUGUCCCCCAAAGUUCUCCGCCUGGACUAUUUUUUGGUCAACCCAUUUUGGCAAUGUGCCCUCCACGCAAGACAUUCAUUCUACUCUUUUUUCCUUCCAUCUCCCGCCAUCCCUCACUUCAGACAUUCCCACCGUUUCUCUUGUCAGCUGUAUCCUCCUUGCAAUCUGGUGCCAUCACUGGUCCUUUGUGUUUGACGAUGCUCCUUUUCUGAGUACAUCAGACCUUGUCACUGCUGCUUCUCUUGUCACCCGUUUUCAUGCGGAACUAUCCCUACCUCUUUCAGACUAG
Phycomyces blakesleeanus NRRL 1555(-) is the source of this 1320-nucleotide messenger RNA. RefSeq lists its product as hypothetical. The coding region runs from base 1 to 1320 and encodes 439 amino acids. The transcript has 5 exons. NCBI's taxonomy places the organism in Eukaryota, Fungi, Mucoromycota, Mucoromycetes, Mucorales, Phycomycetaceae. The record is from RefSeq and is a predicted model, not a curated record. Gene Ontology annotation, molecular function: nucleic acid binding.